AAUAGAAAUAAAAAAAAAUAAAAAAUCAUGUUUUUAACGUUUUAUUCUAAUUAAUUAAUGUCAUUAAACAGAAAAGCAGCAGAAUGUCUGUCUGUUAAAUCAACUCAGAUUAUUAGAUAUUGAAAAUAAUCAUUAACAGGAUCGAUCUGAUCAGUUUACAGGCGGAAUAAAGGACGAGAAAAUACAAAGAGGAGGGCACCACCUUCAUCAGUGUGUGUGUGUGUGUGUGUGUGUGUGUGUGUGUGUGUGUGGUGGCUCUCUGCUCUCUCACGCUCCUCUCUGUCGGACUGUUUUUCUCCGCGGACUCUCACUGAAGGUAAAAUCUCUUCUUUUCUCUCUUUCUCGGUUAAAUCUCUUUUUUGUUUCAGUCUGAACUUUUCUGUUCAGCUUCAGAGACUCUCGUGGACUUUAGUCCGGACGGAAUCACGACAGUUUGAGGAUUUUAGUUUUAGGAGGAUGAGGAGGAGGAAGACCGGGGUCAGUGUGGCGGAAUAAAACCCGAUUUAACCGGAGAAAACGGCGAAAAAGUCUCUGAGCUAAACUUUAAAAAACGGAGAAAACUGAGGAGGACGGAGGUAAGGUCACAGGGCGGCCGAUUUAACCGAUUAAAGAACAAACUCUCGAUUAAUUGACCUGAAAAAUCAGAGAUCGGCAUUUGAUUUUUAUUCUGUAAGAGUGAAAAUGUUGGUGAGAUGUUUCUGCUUUUAUUCAUGAGUUUAAGAUUUUUCUUAAUCCUUUUCUGUAUUUAACUCUCAUCUAAAGUCUCUGAAUCAGUCCACAUGAACGUGUUUCUUGAUCAGAUCGGAUUAACGAUCGGCUGAUAUUUUAAUGUUUCACUGUAAAAAAAAGCUUAAAUUAAGUUUCAUAUUUGCUGUUUUAGUCCUUAGAGUUCAUAGAGAGCGGGGUAAGAUGAUCCAUGUUUCAUAUUUGGGAUCUCUCCAUCAAGUCAGUCCUAGUUUUGUCUCUAACUCGUGUCUCUGCAGAUAUUUCAGGAUGUCGUUCAUCACAGAACUGUCAUCUUUAUAAUAUAGCAGGACAACAAAAAGGGUCUCCUAUGGUCAACUUACCCCGUGUAUGGGGUAAGUUGACCAUAGGAGCGGGGUAAGUUGAGCCGUAUCUCUACUACCCCCCCCAGCCCUCCCUCACCUUCUCUCUCCCUAAAUAACAGUCACUUCUUCACAUUCAUGUGUUUUUUUAUCUAUUUUACUCUAUUUAACUGGUGCAAUCUUUCUGUUUAUUGAAGCAUUUUAACACGAGACUAAACUCACUUUACAGAGAGAAGAAAAAUGUUGUUUUGUAAAUAAAUGUCUCACCUCUUCUUCACCCAUGAGCUUCAAACCUUCUCAGACUCCAUUUAUUGAUGAUCAUCUCCUAAAGAUUUGGUCUAACUUACUCUUUGGCUCAACUUACCCCACUCUCCCCUAAAAGUAAAACAUCUACAGAGUUUAAAGUUUCUCAGAGAUUAGAUUAAAACUAACGAGCUGAUCCUCACAUCUCUAAAAGUGAACUCCGUCUGGAUCUGAGUUUUCCGUUUCUAUCAGGUCCGUCUGAGGAAACUUCAGCAGGGAUUAUAACAGACCUGACGGAGUCCUGGUCCAGGACUCACUUAUUGGGGCUUUAAUGAUCCGUGUCUCAGCUGAUCCUCCUCCUUCUGUCUCUCAGUGAUAAAGCAGACUGGCUGAUAACUUUUAUUUGUAAUAAUAACUUUAUUUUUAUCACACAUUUAAAAACAGAAGUCUACAAAGUGCUUUGACAAACAGUCAUGAAGUACAUGGAAAUAAACAAAUGAAAAACAAAAGCUCAGUUCAAUUAAAGGACAGUUUUAUUUGUCAUAAGAAACCUAGACACAAAAAGAGGAGGGAACAGGACAGUAAAUAUAAAAAAGACGAUUAAUAAUGAUAAUAAAAUUAUAAAAUAAAUAUAUAUAUAAUAUAUAUAUAUAUAUAAUAAAUAAAAUAAUUAAAUAAUAAUGAUGUUUAUAGUAAAAAAUGGACAAAUGACUUUAGUUAUGAGGGUUUCAGUUUCAUGAUCUGAUCCCGGAUCAGUUUUUGUGUCUCUGACUGUCCUCCGUCUCUCUACAGGACCAUGUCCCUCCUCCUCCCGCCUCAGGACUCUCUCAGCUCCUCUUCACGUUCACGAACUGACAUGAGGGACUGAAGAGUGAGGACGCGGCGCCAUCUGCUGGACUCCUGCCGCAGCUGCAGCCAUGGCUGAGUCCAGCUACUCCGACCUGAUCGCCAAACACUACAACUACACCGGGAAGUUCCGCAAGACGCAGCAGGACUCGGGUCUGAAGGCGGACUCGGUGGUCUUCAUCAUCGUCUGCUGCUUCAUCAUCCUGGAGAACAUCCUGGUCCUGACCACCAUCUGGAGGACCAAGAAGUUCCACAAGCCCAUGUACUACUUCAUCGGGAACCUGGCGCUCUCGGACCUGCUGGCCGGCGUCGUCUACACCGCCAACAUCCUGCUGUCCGGCGCCAACACCUACAAGCUGACGCCCACCCAGUGGUUCUUCAGGGAGGGCAGCAUGUUCGUGGCGUUGGCGGCCUCCGUCUUCAGCCUCCUGGCCAUCGCCAUCGAGCGCCACCUGACCAUGCUGAAGAUGAAGCUGCACAACAACGGGAACACGUUCCGGGUCUUCCUGCUGAUCAGCACGGUGUGGAUGAUCGCGGCGGUGCUGGGCGGCCUCCCGGUGAUGGGCUGGAACUGCAUCGACAGCAUGACGCAGUGCUCCACCGUUCUGCCGCUCUACCACAAGACCUACAUCCUCUUCUGCACCACCGUCUUCAGCAUCAUCCUCAUGGCCAUCGUGGUUCUCUACGCCAGGAUCUACGCGCUGGUCCGUACGCGCAGCCGCAAGCUCGUCUUCCGCAAAGUCACUAACGGACGUGGAAACUCCGGCGCCAACAUCAAGAGCUCGGAGAAGUCCAUGGCGCUGCUGAAGACCGUCAUCAUCGUCCUGAGCUGCUUCAUCGCCUGCUGGGCGCCGCUCUUCGUCCUCCUACUGCUGGACGCCGCCUGCGAGACCCUCACCUGUCCGAUCCUCUACAAAGCCGAGUGGUUCCUGGCGCUCGCCGUCCUCAACUCGGCCAUGAACCCGCUCAUCUACACGCUGACCAGCAACGAGAUGCGCCGCGCCUUCAUCAAGACGCUGCUGUGCUGCACCGCCUGCCUGCGACCGCGCGUCAAGCUCAGCGGGCCCAUCAUGGGGGCGGAGUUUAGCCGCAGCAAGUCGGAUAACUCCUCCCACCCCAACAAGGAAGAGGCGGAGUAUUCUCAGAGGGAGACGACGGCGGCGUCCUCAGGGAACGUCACCUCUUCCUCCUAAAUACUCGGGCCUGAGUCGUAGAUGUAGUUUGUGUUUGGACAGGAAACAGGUGUGAGCGCCGCCCGGUGGCGCCAUCACGCCAAACUGAACUGGACCCUCGGCUGAUCCGGACUCACAGCACUUAUGAAGACUCUCAGACUGUUUGGGGGUCGGGGUGAAGCAGGUUAGAAGCGGCUGAGCGAGUCCUGGUCCAGGAUCAGCUUGUAGAAGAAGAGACGUUUACUGACCCCCUAAGAACCACUAGAUCCUUUAGCGCUUAAACACACCGCAGAGAAUAUUUAAAACCUCCUGAGACCCGGGCGGGAAAAAGUGUUUGGGUUUCAUUUUUUCAUGUAAAUCAAGAGUCGGGGUGGUAAAAAAAAAAAAUUAAACAUUUUGUUUUAAGCUAAAAUUAUUUAAAAUGUAAAACACUUCAGUACACGACAGGAUUUUAUCGAUCGAAUGUCGGACACUUUAACAAAAUUCAUAAACCUGUUCAAGUAUCUCUGGAUCUUGUUCACGAAUGAGGGUACGAUGGAGCGGGAGAUCGACAGGCGGAUCGGAGCGGCGUCAGCAGAGACUGAUCCGAUCAGUGGUGGUGAAGAAAGAGCUGAGCCGUACGGCGAGACUCUGGAUUUACCGGUCGAUCUACGUGCCGAUCCUCACCUAUGGUCAUGAACUUUGGGUAAUGACAGAAAGAACAAGAUCGCAGAUACAAGCGGCUGAAAUGGGUUUCCUCCUCAGGGUGUCCGGGCUCAGCCUUAGAGAUAGGGUAAGGAGCUCGGACACUCGGGAGGAGCUCAGAGGAGAACCGCUGCUCCUCCACGUCCAGAGGAGUCAGCUGAGGUGGCUCGGGCAUCUGGUUAGGACGCCUUCUGGACGCCUCCCGUUAGAGGUGUUCCAGACAUGUCCCACCAGGAGGAGACCUCGUGGCCGGCCCCCCAACAUUGACGUUGACAAGUACGUCCAGUUGUCCUUUUCAAAAGCGUGUUUUGACCUGUUUGUUUACCUUCGAUUGGCGGAUACGACCUUUUCAUAGACGUUCAGGAUGCGGUGGAAAUUGGGGGUGAACCUGAGUCAGUGAAGACCAUCAGAGUCCAGAUUUAUGGACUUCCCUGAAGCUGCUGCCCCUGCGACCCGGACCAAGAUGAAAUAAAAAACCCCAGAUCCCUACAUGUUGGUUUUGGCCCAGUUAGGACCACCGCUCCUUACAUCUGACCCUGUAUCUUGUCUUCCAUAAAAUGUGCCAUCUUGAAAAGUCAUGAAAAGAGUAGUUAACAAGGGGUCUCAGUCUGUGGGUCUCAGGAGGUUAAAGAGUUCAGAUUAAUUCAUGGAAACUUUUUCUUUUCCUCCACUUUCUUAAAAAAAAAACAAAAAAAACUUCACAUGUGAAAGUCCAACAGGAAGUCAGAGAUCAGCUGAUCCUCCCAAAACAAACCCAGAGUCCUGGAGUUUGACGGAGGAGCUGGACUCUGACUUUCUGAGACUCUGUGAGAUUUUGUAAAAAGUUUAACUGUUCCGGUUUUAGGAAAUGUUGUCAGAAUGUAUUUUCUACUUCAUGUCGAGUCUUUGUUCUGUAGCCACGUCAGUUUAGUCCGAUUAAUUUAUAUCUGUAACCACCAGGAUAAAAAAAAACAAAAUCAUUCGGUUUGUAAAAAGAAAAAAAAGUUUGUUUCCUUCAGUCACUUUUCAGAAGUACGGAAGCUCAUUACUGCCAAAAUUAAACCGAAUGAUUUAUGAUAAGACCAUGUCCUCAUAAUUAAUCAACGACAUUAAGAGUUCACUAAAGCGGGUCAAAAAGUGACAACAUCACCAACUCCUGCCACAUCAGUCUUUUUUACCUGACCUCAUUAAACUACGACGUUAGAGUUUUAGAUCCACACUGACAAAAAUAAGACUUUAAAAAUAGUAAAAAAAAGAUUAGGGUUGUCGUUAAAAUCAGUUAAGGUCAGAUUUGUUUUGUUGACUUAAUCUCAGAAUGACGAGUUCACGGUUCAAAUCCUGACUCAGUCUGCAGAACCAGAUCUUUUUCUAAGGGUUAUGUUUUUUUUUUCCUAAUUCAAGAAUUCUGAGAUUAAAGUGAAAAUUCAGAGAAAAAAAAAAACAGGAUUUUGGGGAUGACAGAGAGAUAUCCAAUUUUUUCUUUAUUUUGGUGGGAAUUUUGAUUUUUUUAUGAUUCCAGAAUUCCGACUUUAAUUUCAUAAUUCUGAGAUUUAAAUGCAGAAAUCUCAUAUUUCUGUCUGUUUUUAAUAAGUCAGAAUUUGACUUUUCUCAGAGUAUGAAGAAUCAAAAAUUCGUGACCCUGUCUUUUUCCUUUUUAUGGUUUAUUUCCUCUUCUGUAUUGAGGGAAUGAAGUCAUAAUAUUUAAGGAUUAUUGUAAGAAGAGUAAAGUUGUUGCUCAUAGUUCUGGCUCUCGGUCUGGACUAAAAUGAGGAUCAUGGAGCGCCUGUUUAAAGUGUCCCUAAUGUUUUGUCCCCUCAGCAGAAAGCUUUGACGUCUGAUAUCUCUCUUUAACUCCUCUGACUUUAAUCUCGUAGGAAAACGAUUUCACUUAGGUUUUAUUCUCCUACUGAACUGGUUUCACUUUGAUUUAAGUCUCCGUAGAAAAGGGCGGAAAGAAAACCUAAAAAACGUUGAAUUAUUCGUCUUUAACGCGGCCCUGAUACUCCGUCGUGUUUAACAGCAAAUGAAUCUUUAAAUCAGUGAACUCUGAUUCUCCACCAGAGGGCAGCAGCUCGUACUCAGUCUCCUCACACCUCAGUUAUUGUCUAUGUGAGUGCGUGUAAAACUCUCAGAGGAUUAAAAAAUCAACUUUGACUCUGUGGCAGGAAAAAUCAACAAAAACAAGAAUUUGCUCAGAUCUAUGAUCGGAUCUAUGUCUAGAUUUCAUCUCACUGUGAUUCUGUCAGAGUAUAGAGUUUGGAUGUUAGAUCUGAGCUGCUCCUUAGAGCUCAUUUUUCUGUCAUGGGACUGUAAUCAUUCUUGUAUUUUGUCAUGGAUGAGCUUCCGUACAGGUCAGACUCCGUUGCCAAGGCGACCAGGUGUAAACAGUCCAUCAGGAGCUGGUCUAUUAAUCCAUUAAUGUGGUUGUGUGUGUUUUUCUGUUCAGACUGAACCGUGUGUGUCUGUGUGCACUGUUUAACUCCUGAGUGUGAGUUUUUUUUAGCGCCUAAUAAAGACAGAACAACAAAAAACAAACAAAAA
This is a messenger RNA of Xyrichtys novacula (pearly razorfish), 6511 nucleotides long. Lineage: Eukaryota; Metazoa; Chordata; Actinopteri; Labriformes; Labridae. The record is from the annotation of a GenBank genome assembly.